Molecule: messenger RNA, 1744 nt
Organism: Melampsora larici-populina 98AG31
Lineage: Eukaryota; Fungi; Basidiomycota; Pucciniomycetes; Pucciniales; Melampsoraceae
Exons: 2
Coding region: 59-1744 (561 amino acids)
Source: RefSeq, a predicted model, not a curated record
CACUCUCAUCUUUGGCUUUCAUUGAGUGAGGAUUUACUACGCAGUCAAAAUACGGGAUAUGAACGCUCAAUCGUUGAACACGCGUAAUGCAUCUGGGAUUGCGAAUGAGGCUUGUAGCACCGAGUUCUUAUGUAGAAUUCCAAGUAUUGCAAAGGAUUUGACCCAGUUAAAGAACACUGGCGAGAACUUUGUUCUGUGGGAACGAGAGCUGAAAGUCAUGAUUCAUAACCUUUCUGGAACGUCCGACUACCUUCAAGACCAGUUCGACAAACACGAUCCAAAAUUAAACCGAGCAGUUUUCAAUCUCAUAUUCUGGUCAAUUCACAAAGAACUCCAACAUUCUCUUAACAUCGAUGGGUCUGCUGGAGAAGCCUUUCAAGUCUUGGCAGAUCGAUUUCGAUCGGCCCCGUUGACUCCAUGUAUCAUGAAUCGGGCGGAUCUCCCUGAAGAAAUUUUAGACAUCAUCGUGAAUAUUGUUUACCUUUAUUCUUCCAAAGAGUACAGCGCUAUGCGUCAGAGAAAACAGGAGAAUAGGGGAUCAUGGACUUCCCAGGAAGACAUGGAGGACGGAGUAUACAAACGACUACCGCCUCUCACUACCUUCCAAAGCCUGGCUUUGGUCAAUCGAAAGUUUUACAGGCUCUGUCGUCCUAGAUUGUGGCAGAACCUCCGAUUUCCAACCUCGUUACCUACUUCUUUGUCACAUUGGACCCAAGAUAUACUCUUGAAUCAUGGGAAGCGAGUCAAAACUUUCAGUUUUCGAUUAGAAGACAUGUCGCUUAUCACCUACGUCGAUGGAGAACUUUCAGACUUGGAAAAGAGUGCUUACGAUAACACAAUGCCAAGAGGUGAAUUAGAAGACUUGACGGAAUACUCAGUAUUCGGAAUUGGACAGACGAACAUUCGAAAAAUCUUCAAAGCCUGUCCUUGUCUAGAGUCGGUAAUAAUGUGUAUUCCAGAGAAUACAUAUGUCUCACAGCCGUCUUCUGCCAGGACAUCCCGCUUGAUAGGUCUAUUUGGACUUAUCCCCCAACUUCAACAUUUAAGAUUGACGAGCCUCAGAUACAACUUAGGUCUUACAGGCGAAAUUGUGAUUGAUCUUCUCAAGAAGCUACCGUCUCUCGUAUCAUUGGACCUCUGCCACUUCAAAUUUUUUGAAAAGUCCACCACAGAAGAAUCCUUGGGAUGGAACCUGGCCCAGCUUCAGAAGCUCUGCGUAAUACGUCUUUUUGAGGUCACUUGCGAAGAUCAAACUUGGAACUUGAAGUCUUGGCUCCAACAGCUUACAACACUUGAGAUUAGCGAUUGUCCUGGGUUGACACCUCGCAUGGUGCACAAACUCCUCAGUGGUUCUGCUCCCUGUCUCACUAGACUUAAGUUACACGUUCAGCAUCUCUCAGGCAAAUCAGAUUUCGUUGAUCAGACUGAUCUCCCGGCUCUUAAACAACUCAUCCUCGGAAGUGAAGCAGGGGUUUCCAUUUUAAGCUUUAAGGGUUGUAAAGACAUAGAAUUGAUUAAAUCUCCUCGUAUAAUGACCAAUGAUCUAUGGGACUCGAUGAAGCAUCUUUUAUCUAUAUACACAUGGCCUAAGCUCUCAGUUUUGGAUCUUCAACAUAGACAGAUGUACAUUGAUCGAAGGAAUUCGCAAAGACCAACUAAGAAGGACGUGGAUGAAAUAUGGGAUACUUUAAACAUCAGAAUCUUGAUCACUAGAAAGAGGAGUCUUGUGCAUCUAUCUGGAUAG